AUGAAUACGCUUCCAAACAUUUCGGUGGUGGAUUUCUAUUCAACAGAAAUAACAUAUCAGUCCACUGGGAUAAGGAAACAAUCUAGCCAGCAACAGUCCAAUGUGGGAUCAGGUCUGUUUGGAGAAAGAUUGAGUUAUCUCGGGUCCUAUAGAAGUCCAGAGUUUCAAACUCCAGCCUUUCAGAGCCCGUUGUUUCAGGUUCCUGUGUUCAGUAUCCAGGGCCAAACGAGUCAGGUUCCAGGGAUAACCCCUGAGAUGUUGCAUCAACGAUUUUCAGAAAUAGAGCAUGCUAUGGCUACACAAGUGGAGCGUUUUGAGGAUACUUUUCAAAGGCUAAUUGACCAUAAUUCAAAUACAGGAAGUGCUGCACUUAGUAGAUCUAUGACGCCAGGAGUUAAUACGGCUACAGGAGCAGCAAGUUCAGAUGUGCCACCAGUCAGUAUGGUUAAUAAUCCUUUAUAUCAUGCAAUAUUCCAGACAUCUGCAACAGAUACUCCGGUGCAGAAUCUCGGAGCGGGACCAAGUAACAAUGGAUCUCACAACGCAGCAUUACAAGGAAUACAAAGUUGGUAUUACCCAGUUGUUCCAAGUCAGCCAGCUUUUGUGUCACCACCAGGGAAUUUUACUUUUGAUGGACGGCAAUUGCCUCCAUUGUCUCCUCAAUAUGGCACACCAGUGAUGAUUCUUGGAAUGUCAUGGGGGCAACAAUUACCCUAUCAAAGAUUCCAGGCGCAAUGGCCGGUGACUCCGGGAAUGCAACAGGUGGGAAAUGCAACAAAUAAUACUCUUGCAAGGAAUGCGCAAGAGACGAAUCAAUUUCAGUUGCAAAAUGCUGCAUUUCCACAGCAAGUUUUACCAAUGCAACAUCAACAAGGAUCAGUGGUGGUCCUAUCGCAACUGAAUGGACAAGAAGGUGCGCCAAGACUAAUGUACAUACCACUGGGAACAGCAGGUGUAGGUGUCCAAGGAACUGCGGGUGUAACAAUCAAUCAGGGCCAUGAUGGUACGGGAAACAAUCAAGGUGUUGUUAGUGAAAAUGCAAGGCGGGCUGGUCAACAUGUACAAGCGACCAAUGACCACCGCUUUAUAUUAUAUCAGAACCGAGUACCAGGAAAUAAUACUGCAGCUGGAAAUUUAGAUGAUCCACACAUACCUCAAGGCUCUGGUGUUGUGGUUGCUGAUCCACAAAUUGCUCCACCUCAUCAAACAUUGGAAGAGAAUAGAGAGGAACAACAGGAUACCACACGAUUGUCAAUCGUUGAUCUUUCAGAAAUUCGACAGAAGUUUGGAGAAGCUGCGGAAGCUUACUUGAUACGCUUUCGUCAAAUGUAUGCCAAGAUCCCAGAUAAGUAUGAUGAGCCAACUAUUUUCAAGAUGGCAACUGCUGGAAUUCAGGAUUACAAAGUCAAGUUGGCUGUCACACCAUAUUCUGUUCGAUCCUUGAAUCAUUUGGCAGAUAUUGUAAGAAGAUGUGAGAAAGUCAUUAAAGAUAAAAGGGAGAAGAACCCGGGAAAGACGAAGCAUUGGUUCAACAAAGCUCCAGUAGCAGAAGUGAAUCAGAGUCAAUGGGUUCAUGAUGAGGACAACGAUGAAUACGAGGUUAAUGCUGCUGAAAUCGUCAAUGUCCGUAACUACACGUAUGACGCAUUACGUCGCCCUAUAGUUCCACAUUCUUAUACUACUCCCCCACCGGUAGGUGCACCGGCAGGCACCUCAGGGCAACCUGACGGAGCUAACGUUGUAGAGGAUCCAGUUGAAAGAAAUGUCAAUCCUUUCCCACCACAACACCAGGCUCGAAUGGUGAAUGUAGGAUUCGGAAGUCAUUCCUCUGACACAUGUUUAGUCACUGGUUGUGACGAUUGUGACAAAGUAUAUAAUAAGACAUGGGUACAAAAGGAAACACGUUUAGAUCCGGAGCAAGAGAAACUAAGAGCUGUGUCAGAUGCAAUCUUGAAUGCUUUGAACCAAAAUCAGCAACAGAGUUUACAACAUCAAGGUUUGCAUACAGAAGUUCUUCCGACGCAGCAACGAGUGCCCGUCCAUAGAAGAUUGGGGAAUACCAUUGUUAACCCUAGGGCUAACUCACCAUAUCAAGUUCAUAAUACAAGACCAUCAGUGUGGCAACGGAUUCAGUGUCCCAGCCAAAGGGACAAUACCAAGCCCAGGUCAGUCAGAGCAGCACCCGUGAAUGAUACAGAAUGGCAUUGCGUUGUUCAUCCCAAGUUCCCUACUCCACCAUUAAGGAAAGAAAAGAUGACUAGGACGCAGAAACAACGAUGGCAGAGGGUUAUGAAUAAACAAAAUAGGGAUGUAAUAGGAAAGUUAGGCACGGUUCAAGAGGAACAAUCCCCAUUGUCCCAGCAAACGUCAAUGAAUAAGUUUUCAGGGCAGGAAGAUAGACGGUCACAGUUGUGGGGAAAAGUGGAUACGUUCUUCCCACCAGUAAACAUGGUUUAUAUGUUACCGAAAACUUUUCGUUUGAAAGAACCUGCAACUGCAACAACUAUCAUCCCCAAAGCUGUUGCAGACACAUUGGUUGUUCCUGAAGCGGCUUCAUUUGUAACAGAACCACAUGACGCUACAGUUGGUGGUAUUCAGCUACUAUCUCAAGAAGAUGGACCAGAAAUCAUAGCUGCCGAUGCAAGUCCAUUUACAGCUCAAGCUAAUGCUGUAGAGGCUUAUUAUUAUGACAGUGAAGUAGGUCCAUACCGUUUUGUUCGGAUGGACAAGUAUGGUCGGCCACAACAGGCCACUAUGCGUCGUGAUAUGAGUCUUCCAGAGUGGAAGUUGCUUUUACAAGAAUUCAGCAGGCCAUACAAUUACAACAUGUUAAGGCCGUUGCCAGCUGCUCCGUCUAUUGAAGAAGUAUCUAAUUAA
Molecule: messenger RNA, 2877 nt
Organism: Oldenlandia corymbosa var. corymbosa
Lineage: Eukaryota; Viridiplantae; Streptophyta; Magnoliopsida; Gentianales; Rubiaceae
Source: the annotation of a GenBank genome assembly